Molecule: messenger RNA, 584 nt
Organism: Helianthus annuus (common sunflower)
Lineage: Eukaryota; Viridiplantae; Streptophyta; Magnoliopsida; Asterales; Asteraceae
Product: histone H2B.3
Exons: 1
Coding region: 65-478 (137 amino acids)
Biological process (GO): nucleosome assembly
Cellular component (GO): nucleosome
Molecular function (GO): protein heterodimerization activity; structural constituent of chromatin; DNA binding
Source: RefSeq, a predicted model, not a curated record
AAACCCAGACAUCUCACAAUACCACCGCAAUCACAUAUCAACAACACACACUCCACAUCAAAAAAUGGCACCAAAGGCAGCAGAGAAGAAACCAGCAGCAGAAAAGAAACCAGCAGCAGCAGAGAAAAAACCCAAAGCAGAAAAAAAGCUACCAAAGGACGCAUCCACCACCGACAAGAAGAAAAAGAGGAACAAGAAGUCGGUUGAAACAUACAAGAUCUACAUCUUCAAGGUUCUGAAGCAGGUUCAUCCGGAUAUUGGAAUCUCAAGCAAGGCUAUGGGGAUCAUGAACUCCUUCAUCAAUGAUAUAUUUGAGAAGCUUGCACAGGAAGCUUCUAGACUGGCCAGGUACAACAAGAAGCCGACGAUCACUUCCCGGGAGAUUCAGACCGCGGUGAGACUUGUGCUUCCUGGUGAAUUGGCUAAACAUGCUGUUUCGGAGGGGACUAAGGCUGUUACUAAGUUUACUAGUUCUUAAGAGGCUGGUUUUUGUGUAAAGAUUUCGGUUAAGAAAUCAGUUAGUUACUUGAAUUAAUUUGAUGGUAUGAAAUUAGUUUUGUUUAAAGAAUUAAUUUUCUUCUGAA